Rhagoletis zephyria (snowberry fruit fly) is the source of this 951-nucleotide messenger RNA. The record is from RefSeq and is a predicted model, not a curated record. NCBI's taxonomy places the organism in Eukaryota, Metazoa, Arthropoda, Insecta, Diptera, Tephritidae.
GGGACGAUCGACGUUGGAGGAGUUGCACAAGUGUACGAGCGAGCGGUGAAUGGCUCAAGAGUUGAGUUUGACAACUUCGACCUUGACCCAACUGCCCGUCACACCGUUUGGUCGCUGACUCUAGGCGGCCUUUUCAUCUACGUUUCACUGUACGGCGUCAAUCAGACGCAGAUACAGCGACUGAUGACGGUGAAAACGCUUAAGAAGUCUCAAAUUGCCCUAUUCAUCAGCUGGAUCCUCACCUCGCUGCUCUCCUUCCUGACGGCCUCCUGUGGUCUGGUCAUUUAUGCAAACUUUUGGCGCGAAGACCCGCUAAAGUGCGGUCGCAUCUCCAAGCCAGACCAACUUCUCCCCUACUACACCGUCUCAAAGCUGUCAGAGUACCCGGGCGUCCCAGGACUAGUUGUCGCGGGCAUUUUCAGCGGAUCACUCUCCACAGUGAGCAGCUUUGUGAACUCGCUCUCUGCCGUGACNUCCUUCCUGACGGCCUCCUGUGGUCUGGUCAUUUAUGCAAACUUUUGGCGCGAAGACCCGCUAAAGUGCGGUCGCAUCUCCAAGCCAGACCAACUUCUCCCCUACUACACCGUCUCAAAGCUGUCAGAGUACCCGGGCGUCCCAGGACUAGUUGUCGCGGGCAUUUUCAGCGGAUCACUCUCCACAGUGAGCAGCUUUGUGAACUCGCUCUCUGCCGUGACGUUGGAAGACUAUCUGAAACCGGUGCUGAAGAAGUCAAAUGGGUUCAAGCGAAACGAGAUUAUCAUCACAAAAGUGCUCGCCUUUGGCUACGGCUGCCUGUGCAUCGCUCUGACCUACGUUGUGGACAAGAUGGACGGCCUGCUGCAAGCUAGUUUGACGCUUUUUGGCGUCGUCGGCGGUCCACUGUUGAUGCUCUUCACAGUGGGCGUUGCAUUCCGAAGCACCAACUCAACUGGGGCUAUGACCGGCUUCCUG